Messenger RNA from Zerene cesonia (dogface butterfly), 2435 nucleotides. It is a transcript of the gene Acox3, whose product is annotated as peroxisomal acyl-coenzyme A oxidase 3-like. The coding region runs from base 246 to 2333 and encodes 695 amino acids. NCBI's taxonomy places the organism in Eukaryota, Metazoa, Arthropoda, Insecta, Lepidoptera, Pieridae. The transcript is spliced from 13 exons. Gene Ontology annotation, cellular component: peroxisome. Gene Ontology annotation, molecular function: FAD binding; pristanoyl-CoA oxidase activity; fatty acid binding. Gene Ontology annotation, biological process: fatty acid beta-oxidation using acyl-CoA oxidase; lipid homeostasis. The record is from RefSeq and is a predicted model, not a curated record.
GUUUAACUUUUUGAAGUGGGUACAAAGUACAAAACAAUAAACUUACUGGAGUUUUGAUAAUCAGCGAUUAUUGAACUUGAGGAUAAUAAACUUCAUAAUCGUCAUGUUAGUGCUCUGAGUGGACGUGUUCGAGGUGAAAAGAAUUAAAAACAAAUUUGAUUCUAACUACUUAUUUUUUUAACAUAAGUGAAAUUUUAUUGCAAAUACUAUAAUUUAAAGUGAUAAGUGCUAUAAAAAGUAUAAAAAUGUGGUCUAAUAAGCUUGUUGAUGAUGAUGAGUUAGUUAAAUAUUUUCCGGAUUUACCCAGCGGACCCUUAGAUGGCUAUAGAAAAAAGGCAUCGUUCAAUUGGCGUCGAAUGAAACUGGUUUACGACAAUUUAGCAACAAUUAAAAUAAAACAUGACAUCUGGAACUUCAUGCAGAAUCAUCCCUUAUUCCAACAUUCCGAUACGCCUCUGUCUAUGGAUGAGCAGAGGCAUUUGGCUGUUAAGAGAAUGUAUGUCUACUACAAUGAACAAUUUGCACCAUUGCAUAAGAUCGCUGAAGAUCCACGAAUAUUCCAAGCGGAGUCCGAAGCGAUGUUCAUGUUCGACAGCUCGAUGGCGGUGAAAGUAUCCCUCACGUUUCGAAUGUUCGCGAACACGAUACAAGGGAGUGGGAAACCGCAUCACUACAGGUUUAUCGAGGAUAUAGAGAAGGCGAGGAUUGGCGGAUGCUUCGCUCUCACUGAAGUGUCGCAUGGUUCUAACGCCAAGGGAAUGAGAACAACGGCCACGUACUGCCCGGAGACGAAGGAGUUCAUACUGCAUACACCGGAUUUUGAAGCUGCGAAAUUCUGGGUGGGAUGUAUGGGGAAAUGUGCGACUCACGCGAUCGUAUACGCAAUGCUGAUAUCGAAUGGUACAAACCACGGCUUGCACUCAUUCAUCGUGCCCAUACGGGAUCCGAAAACCUUGAGGCCCUUCGCCGGAGUCACCGUGGGUGAUAUCGGUGAAAAGAUUGGACUCAAUGGGGUGGACAAUGGUUUCGUUAUGUUCAACAAAUACCGGAUUCCAAAAGACUUGGCGCUGGACAAGCUGGGCGGAGUGGACGAUAACGGGGUCUACCAGACGCCGUUCCGAGACCCCAACAAGAGGUUUGGAGCCGCCCUGGGUAUAUUAUCGGGCGGUAGAGUGCACAUAACAUCGAUAACGACUCACUAUCUCGUCAAAGCUAUGGUGAUCGCCAUUAGAUAUUCCGCAGUGAGAAAACAGUUCGGCGCCGAAAAUGGCGCUGACGAAACACCUGUACUGGAAUAUCAGCAGCAGCAAAUCCGAUUAUUGCCGUAUCUCGCGGCUGCCUACGCGUUCCGCGUGUUCUGUUCUUGGUUUAGCGUAACACACGUUAAUAUAACCAUCGAUAACUUCAUGGGCAAACUGGAGAACGCGGCGAGCACCGGUAUAGAGAUGCACGCGCUGUCGUCGGCGGUGAAGCCGCUGUGCGGGUGGCUCGCGCGGGACGCCGUGCAGAACUGCAGGGAGGCUUGCGGCGGACACGGCUAUUUGAGAGCGGCGGGCAUUGGCGACAUACGUAAUGACAAUGACGCCAAUUGCACCUACGAGGGCGAGAACAGCCUGCUCCUGCAGCAGACCAGCAACUGGCUGCUCGGCGUGUGGCCGAGGAGGAAGCUCCUCAGCGCUGCUGAUGCUCCGCUCGGCUCCCUGGAGUUUUUGGAUGGAGCUGAUGAUGCACUAGCCAAGACUUGCCAGUGGUGGAAGGUGGAGGAGCUUAUGGAUCCCUAUAAUUUAACGCAAAUGUACAAAUGGCUGACCGCGUACACGCUCAAGAUGACGUACGACAAAGUGCAGAAGCUGAAGCAGGAGGGAAAGAACAACUUGCAGGCUAAGAACGAGUCGCAGUCCUAUAACGCGGUUGCCUUGUCGUGUAUUUACGGAGAGAAUUUCAUAAUCAACCACUUCUACAAGACGGUGAAAGAGUUUCCCGACGAGGCGUGCAGGAAAGUUUUGCUCGACCUGGUCUCGCUGUACGGAGCGUUCUUGUUGGAGAAACAUAUGGCGACCUUGUAUAUUGGCGGCUACUUCAGCGGCGAGCAGGGGCUGCAGCUGCGCGAGGGCGUGCUGCGGCAGAGCGCGCGCGCGGCCGCGCAGGCGGUGCGGCUGGCCGACGCGCUGGCGCCGCCCGACUGGUGCCUCAACUCCGUGCUCGGGAUGGCGGACGGACAGGCAUACAAACACAUACAAAACAAAGUGAUCACAUACCCCGGGUCCAUGACGCGACCGGAGUGGUGGAAGGAUGUCGUGUAUUGGCAGAAUUAUGUUACAUCUAAGCUAUAAUAAGUGACAUUAAAACAAAAUUAAAAUAUAUUAUUAAGAGAAAUUAACCCCAUCUUCCAUGGGAUAUUUAUAACAUUCAAUAGGGAAUUGAAGACUGGUUUU